Culex pipiens pallens (northern house mosquito) is the source of this 1280-nucleotide messenger RNA. RefSeq lists its product as uncharacterized. Gene Ontology annotation, molecular function: nucleic acid binding. The transcript has a single exon. NCBI's taxonomy places the organism in Eukaryota, Metazoa, Arthropoda, Insecta, Diptera, Culicidae. Bases 54 to 1109 code for a protein of 351 amino acids. The record is from RefSeq and is a predicted model, not a curated record.
UUUUUAUUUUUAUGUUAUUUUUCAUAAAAUAAACGGUCACUUUACCAACAGAAAUGGCCAACCUCAUUAUCCAGAAUGUCCGGCGUCAACAUGCCAGCACAAAUACGAUUUAUCAUGCCUUGUACGGUUAUUUUUUCCUGGGAAUGUCGAAAAAGAAACUGGCGGAAAUCUACGGAAAAGCUCAAUCAACGAUUACUGAGUGGUUCGCGAAGUACGAACAGACCGGUGCAGUCAACAGAAAGAAACGGGUACAAGUCUACAAAAAGUUCGGUGCCGAAAUGCGGACAUGGCUAGUCGAACUGUACAAUCAGCACCCGAUUCUGUUCCUCGACGAAGCACAAGCAAUGUUCCAGCGGAUGUUCAAAGUUUCGAUAAGCGUAUCAUCCGUGUGGGCCAUAUUACACGAGGCUGGAAUGUCGUGGAAGCGAAUAGAACGGCGUGCAAUUCAAAUUCGGCAGGACGAAAUUGUCCGUUACGUCAAAGAGCUGCUCUCGUUCCCGUGGGACCUGUUCAAUCUUGUCUUCCUGGAUGAGGUGAGCUUUGACAACCGUGACAUGCUGCGGACCAAGGGGUACGGAAUCGUUGGCCAGAAGGUGAUUUAUCGUGGAGAAUUCUGCCGCAAGCCUCGUGCAUCUAUGCUUUGCUUUCUGGGUUCCGGUGGAAUGCUGGAUAGUUUCUGGACUGAAGGCACUUUUACUAGGGUUAAAUUCUUUGAGUGCUGCCGUACAUUUGCCCUCAAAAACAAAAAAGUUCAGCGCUAUCCGGGAUUCCACUCCGUAUGGAUCUUGGACGGGGCCAAGAUCCACUGUGAUCGUCACAUCGUCAAAUAUCUCAGGACAAUUGGCAUUUUGCCUAUAUUUCUUCCGGCUUAUUGUCCAUUUUUUAACCCCCUGGAAGUAGUUUUCGGUUUGAUUAAGAAGGAUUUGCAGCGGCAGCACCGGCAGAAUGUUCCCGUGAUGCACGAAGUUCUCGAUGCGGUGAACCGUUUCAAAAUUUACCCGUGUUUGCGACUUUUCGAGCACUGUGGCUAUUAUGCCGGAGGAACUUUUUUGCCGGAGAAAGGGAUGGGACAAGAUCCGAAGCAAUUUGGACUCAAUAUUCUACCAUGAAGAAUAAGUUAAAUAAAAAUAAAGAAACAAUACCAAAUCCCUCCAGUUUAUUUAUUCCACGAAUGUAAUACUAUCACGCAGCAAUCUUUAAGCAUGUUGAUCAUCGAAGCAAUUGGUGACUUCGGCGGCCAAUUGCUGGCUUAAUUCACUCUCCUCUGGUUGCAUCACAGU